Messenger RNA from Ectocarpus sp. CCAP 1310/34, 949 nucleotides. The record is from the annotation of a GenBank genome assembly. NCBI's taxonomy places the organism in Eukaryota, Phaeophyceae, Ectocarpales, Ectocarpaceae.
AUGUCACACGUCACCCAUUCGCGUUUCACCCGGGCGGCACGUCCUCCAGCACCUCAGACGAAGCUGCCCAAGAGCCACGGCAGCGGCGCGGCAAUGAUGUCUCAUCCACUCACACCUUAUCCAUUCUCACACCACACAUCACCAUCACACCUAUGUAAACCCAAUCGCAUCACAAACCUAGGCGGCACGGCCUCCAGCACCUCCGACGGAGCUGCCCGAAAGAGCGGCGGGGCGAAUGGAAACAACAACAGCAACGCCUUCGACAGGCUGGCCCCCGCAGUCUCCGUGGGGGGUGACCCGCUCGACGGAGCCCACUCUCAGGCCGCCGACGGCGGUGGCGGAGGUUACUCGUACAAUCUGGAGAACGGUCCCGAGGGGGGGGAAGACUUGGUGGAACACAAGUAUGGAGAGACGGGGCUUGCGGCCGAGGGCUUCGUGGACGGCGUGGAAGGCGCCUACAGCGAUUUCGACGGCAACCAGAGCGCGUACAGCGACUCGGUCGUUCCGGGGGGCGACACCAACGACGGCGCCAUGUCGGAGAGAUAUUCUGCCAAGUACUAUGAGGACGGCGAUAUGUCUGACUGGGGAGGCACAGACCUUACUGGCGCGGCCAUGGGCGGCAGCAUCUUGGGGCCGGAGUUCCCCCUCCGCAAGGGCAUGGUCGGCGGGGGGGGUCCCUCUUCGCGCUUCUCCGCCGGCCCGCGUUCACAGGCGUCUUUCGCAGCCAACUCGGUGGCGGCAUCCGGCCGUUCGAUCCAGAGCUCGGUGACCACAGGCGGGGCCUCCUCGAGGUCAAACUUCCCGCCUAGGGGGGGCACGAGCCCGCCGUAUAGCCUGGGCGGCGGGGCGUCUCCCUUGAGGGGGUUGGCGAGGGUCGGGGUCGGGGGCGGGUUGUCUAAUGGGAUUAAGAUCGAGGAGGUGACGAGCGGGGGGGGGGCUCUGGAUGUGG